GUUCCGUCCUACCGGAGGCAGAAGGCGGAGAGCUCGGUGUCUGCGCGCGGAUAUGCACCGGAGAGCCUGAAAGCAAACACAGCUUCAGAGUCCAGCUUCACACCGACACACACCGGGAUUUAUUCACGCGGACAGUCCGGAGCUUCACGCGGAUCUUUGACGGGACCAUCAGACGUGAUCAGCUGCUCUGCAAACAGUGGGCUGUGAUGGUGUGACUCUGACUGGAUGAGACCCCGUCUGUUCAUCCACCCCUUCAUCCAUCCGUCCAUCGCUCCGUCAGCUGGAGGAGAGAUCUGAUGAGAGGAGAGCAGAGGGAGGAGAGAAGAGACGACCUGAGAUGGCCAGCGCAGCUGACAGUGUAGGCAGUCUCGGAGCUGAGCAGAACCACCUGAGUGUCCCGGUCUCGGAUCAUGGAGCCUGGGCGACGGCCAUGAACAACCUGGGCAUCAUGCCGAUGGGAAUCAGCAGGCAGCCGCUGGUUUCAGAGUCUCUGUGCAUCCAGAGGUUCGAGCCCGGCCUCGGUCUCCUCACUCCCAUCAACCCCAUGAUGGCGGGAAUCAGCCUGGUCCCGCCCCCUCCCAUCCCCCCUGACAUGCCCGUCAUCAAAGAGAUCAUCCACUGCAAGAGCUGCACGCUGUUCCCCCAGAACCCCAGCCUGCCCCCUCCGUCCACCCGGGAGCGCCCCCCCGGCUGUAAGACGGUGUUUGUCGGAGGUCUGCCGGAGAAUGCCACAGAGGAGAUCGUCAGGGAGGUGUUUGAUCAGUGCGGAGAGAUCACCGCCAUCCGAAAGAGCAAGAAGAACUUCUGUCACAUCCGCUACAGCGAGGAGUUCAUGGUGGACAAAGCCAUCUACCUGUCAGGGUAUCGGAUGCGAAUCGGCUCCAGCACCGAUAAAAAAGACUCGGGGAGGAUCCACGUGGACUUUGCUCAGGCCAGGGACGACCUGUAUGAGUGGGAGUGUAAACAACGCCUGUUCGCCCGAGAGGAGCGCCACCGACGCAAGGUCCACGAGGAUCGCCUCCGACCGCCGUCUCCCCCGCCCAUCGUGCACUACACAGAGCACGAGGCGGGGCUGCUGGCAGAGAGGCUAAAAGGUGAGAUGAUCUUUAAUUUCUGCGAUGCCACGGCGGUUCUUUACACGUGGAUCGACCGCGGCGAGGUGAACCGACGCACCGCCAAUCACUUCUACUCCAUGAUCCAAUCAGCAAACAGCCACGUGCGCAGGCUGAUGGGAGAGAAAGCUCAGCACGAGGAGGAGAUGGAGCGGGCCAAGGAGACGUUCAAGAACGCCCUGAUAGCGAUCCUGACACAGUUCGAGCAGAUCACCACCGUUUUCACCGCCGCCACCAGACAAAAGGCAUGGGACCAUUUCUCAAAAGCUCAGCGCAAGAACAUAGACAUGUGGAGAAAACAGUGUGAGGAGCUGAGGAACGCUCACAGUGAGGAGAUCAUGGGUAUCAGACGGGAGGAGGAGAUGGAGAUGUCCGACGACGACUCCGAGGAGAAUCCCUGCAAGAGGCCGCGCACAGAGAACGGAGUGUGUGACCCCGCGUCUCUGAGGGAGGAGAACGACUCCCUGCGCUGGCAGCUCGACGCCUACAGGAACGAGGUGGAGCUACUGAGGAAGGACACGAGAGGAGCCGGUCGCCCUGACGACGACCACAUGCUGACACACGCUCAGACGCACAGUCCCGAGGCUCAGAUCCAGCUGCUGCAGCAGAGCAUGCACAACAUGCAGCAGCAACUCCUGAGUCUGCAAGAGAAGCUGAAGAGCAAAGAGGCGGAGCUGGAGCAGGCCAGAGACGAGCAUCGCCACCUGGAGGGGGAAGUGCUUACGCUCAGAGACAAGUUGCUGGGCAGCAGUGUGGAGGCGGUGGACGGGACCAACGGAGAGCUGCAUGAAAAGGGUGUGAACGGGUGUGUUCCCGCUCUGUUCCUCAGCAGAGAGAGGAGGAGUGAGGUCAUCAUGAGGGGAGGAGCCACUUCGGAGAAGGAGGCGCUGCUUCUGGGCAUCAUCUCGACCUUCCUCCACGUCCAUCCAUUUGGAGCGAACCUGGAGUACCUGUGGUCGUACAUUCAGAGACUGGACUCGAAGGUAGAGGUGUGUCUGCGGGGGGAGUUGGAGCGUCUCAUGGUUCGCCUGCCGUCGAUGUUCCGUCAGGAGCUGAGCGGCGUCGGAGCGACUCUGGAGAAACGCUGGAAGUUUUGUGGAUUUGACAGUUUGGGUUCGGCGUGACGAAGGCAGAACACACACACACUCUGAGGACGUGUUGGGACGCAGUGUUUGUGUGUGUGUGUGUGUGUGUGUGUGUGUGUGUGUGUAUGUGUGUGUGUGUUGGAUAUAUUCUGCAGGACGAUGAGGAUGUUGACCGAGGCAGACACUGGACACUCUGGACGAGACAACAGACUCACUUUCUGGUUUUGAAAGAACAAUACCAAAGUUUCCUCUCUUCUGUUUGAUAAAAAGUGUUGAUGAGGAGACAAUGAAGAGGAGACGAUGAAGGUGUUUCUAGUUUGUCUCUUUUUGUUGCCCUCAGAUCAAAAAGACGAAGCGAUGUAAAGGAAGUCAAGACGACGAUGAAGUGAUUUUGUAUAAAAACAUAAAGUUUGUUUUCUUAUUUAAAUAAAGUUGUUGUAAAGAAUGA
Labrus bergylta (ballan wrasse) is the source of this 2645-nucleotide messenger RNA. The record is from RefSeq and is a predicted model, not a curated record. NCBI's taxonomy places the organism in Eukaryota, Metazoa, Chordata, Actinopteri, Labriformes, Labridae.